AUUCCGACACUUCGGGGGAUCGCGAGCAUAAAAAAUCAUAAUUUUGCUCUGAGUGGGUGAUAUUGUUCCAAAGUAAAAUUAAAAUUAAAGAGAUUAAAUUUAAACUUACUUUAAUUUGAAAACCAAUAAUUAUUUGAUUUCUAUAUAUUCACAUUUUUCUGUAAGAGAAGUAACAUGGCUGAACCCAAGGCGAAAUACGUCUUUGACUUCGAGAAGCUGAAGCAGACGUUCAUCGAACUUUGUCCGGAUUUCAAGGAGGAGCCAAGCUAUGAGGAGGCCACAGUCAGUCGGCGCUUCGCCCAGCAGGUGAUCUUCAGCUUCAGCAAGGAGGCGGCGGCUGCCAAGUCGCAAAAGAAGGACGUGUCCUGGUCGAUGCGGCUGGAUGUGGUCAAUACAAAGGGGGCAGCGAUCCGCAGCGAGAUAAAGAUCGAGACGCACUGGAUCCAGGAUCCUCCGCAGAAUCAGCCCUUCGUCAUGCGGGGCCUCCUGCUGUUGUCCUUCAAGCAGGCCAGUCUGCUGGCGGUGGAGAAGUACUGCCAGUUGGUUCCCCACCAGGUGAAGCGCGGCGAGGUGGUGCUCACUCCUCUGGCCGGAGCCGUGUUCUCCAAGUUUGAGAUUCCCAAGCUGGCCGAGGCCCUCGGCGAGCCCCUUGAAGAAGUCGUAGUGGCCAUCAUCAGCAGCUGCCAAACAGAUGGAUACUAUCUGGAGCACAGUCGCUGCCACAUCGCCUUGGUUGCCCUGAUCAAGACGGUUUCGGAUCUGAAGAUGCGGGCCUCCAUUGUCAAGAAGACCAUCAAAAUGUACAAGCUGCACGGCAAGGAGUUCGACAUGGAAAAGUUCAAGAUCUGGAGCACAUUCCUCAGGAAGUCGACUCCAGCCAAGCGUCGAAGUGACAGCGUUGGGGAUGAUGAUUACGAAAAGCUGACUGAGCAAAUUCUUCAUGCCUUUCAGCUUAACAGCAAGGAGGAUUUGCUCCAGGAGAAGCGCAGCUCCAAAAGCCCAAUGAAAUGCGCGGCCAACUUUCAAUGGCCUAAAUCUGGAUCCGCAAAUGUUUGAAGCAACUGUGGAAGUUUCAUUCAC
Molecule: messenger RNA, 1080 nt
Organism: Drosophila takahashii
Lineage: Eukaryota; Metazoa; Arthropoda; Insecta; Diptera; Drosophilidae
Source: RefSeq, a predicted model, not a curated record